Molecule: messenger RNA, 3910 nt
Organism: Nothoprocta perdicaria
Lineage: Eukaryota; Metazoa; Chordata; Aves; Tinamiformes; Tinamidae
Gene: SLC16A12
Product: solute carrier family 16 member 12
Exons: 6
Coding region: 22-1437 (471 amino acids)
Biological process (GO): transmembrane transport; monocarboxylic acid transport
Molecular function (GO): monocarboxylic acid transmembrane transporter activity
Source: RefSeq, a predicted model, not a curated record
CCCGACGGCGGCUGGGGCUGGAUGAUCGUGGCCGGCUGCUUCCUUGUCACCAUCUGCACCAGGGCUGUCACGAGAUGCAUCUCCAUAUUUUUUGUGGAGUUCCAGACCUACUUUGGUCAGGAUUACGCCAGAACAGCUUGGAUCCAUUCCAUUGCAGACUGUGCCACCAUGCUCUGUGCCCCGCUCGGGAGUCUGAUCAGUAAUCAUGUGUCCUGCCAAGUUGGUAUCAUGCUAGGAGGGCUGCUUGCAUCUACAGGACUAAUUUUGAGUUCAUUUGCCACCAGUCUGGAACAUCUCUACUUAUCGUUGGGAGUCCUUACAGGACUCGGGUUUGCACUCUGUUACUCUCCAGCCAUUGCCAUGGUGGGCAAAUAUUUCAACAGAAGAAAAGCGCUGGCUUAUGGAAUAGCCAUGUCGGGAAGCGGAAUUGGUACCUUCAUCUUGGCCCCAGUGGUCCAGCUCUUAAUUGAGCAGUUUUCCUGGCGUGGAGCAUUACUCAUCCUGGGAGGUUUUGUUCUAAACCUCUGCGUCUGUGGUGCCUUGAUGCGGCCUAUUGCUCUCAAAGAGGACCGUAAAACUGCUCCUGAGUUCCUUGAACAGGAUUAUGUCCCUGAUGCACAGAAACAAGACUUAAAGCAAAUGUCCAAUUGUUCACCUUUAAUCAAAGCAUGGUCCCGAGAAUGUUUAUGCUACUGCUCGUGGAAAGAAUAUGACUUUUUACUGAUGCCGGGCUUCAUGGUGCUGGCAGUGUCGGUUUUGUUUAUGGCCUAUGGCUGUAGCCCUCUCUUUGUCUACUUAGUGCCUUAUGCUUUGACUGUUGGAGUGAGUCAUCACCAGGCUGCCUUCCUCAUGUCCAUACUUGGUGUCAUUGAUAUCGUUGGCAAUAUCACCUUUGGAUGGCUAACAGACAGAAGGUGUCUGAAGAAGUAUCGGCACUUCUGCUACCUCUUUGCGGUGGGAAUGGACGGCCUCUGUUGUCUCUUCCUGCCGGUCCUCCAAAGCUUCCCUUUGCUUGUGCCUUUUUCAUUUACCUUUGGCUACUUUGAUGGGGCCUACGUAACGCUGAUCCCUGUUGUGACAGCAGAUGUAGUAGGAACUUCUUCCUUAUCAUCGGCUUUGGGUGUCGUGUAUUUUCUGCACGCCAUACCGUACCUGGUGAGCCCGCCUGUUGCAGGUUGGCUUGUGGAUACAACUGGCAGCUAUACUGCAUCAUUCCUCCUGUGUGGAUUUUCUAUGAUAUUUAGCUCAACACUAUUGUGCUUUGCGAGAGUAGCAAAGAAAAUCAAAAAGACACGUUUGCAGUCACUCGCCAAUGACGCCAGCACCAAACAGCACAUCUGGACAAAUGGAGCGAUAGCUUAUUCUGUCACAGGAGAAUUAGACCAAAAGGAUGUUGAAUUUUUGGCUGUGGACACAAAGAGCUACAGCAACAGAUGACAAGUGCCAUCCAGACUGAGCACAGCACAGCCAGGGUGGCAGUGGUGUUAUGCUGCUGAGGACUUCAGUUCUGUGAAACGAAGCAUCUCCCAGUCACGUUUUUCCAUCAGCUUUUAGUAGGCUAAAACUGACAUACAGCAACAGUAAUACAAAGUUAAUACAAUAAUAGGACGUAGCUGGAUUAAAAGUAAAGAGCUUAUAGAUAUACGUGUUCCAAAUUUGUUCCUAAUGCUGUGUCUUGACUCUUCAAGUAAUAUUGAAGAAGAUAAUUGGCUGUAAUCAAAAUUCGAUUUUGAUGUUUUCAGUCAACAAAAUGAAGUACAAAAUUGAAGUUGAAAUUAUUUUUAAAUUAUUUUUUGAACCACGACAGUGAAAAAAGCUUUUUGGUGGCCUGGUCCCUUAUAUUUCAAUGGACUAAUCAAAGAACCCACUGAAGACCUUCACACUUAUCCCUCUGCAUAAAGCUCUCUGCACAUAACCCUUUCCCUUGCCAAAGUUGUUUCUAGAAAAUGUGUCAGGAAGCGGCAGUUAGCCUUGAAAGCAGCUUUAUUUCUGUUACAGUGAGCCUAAUGUUGGUAUGCAAGUAGCCACUUUGUUUGAGGUAAGUUCCUAGAGCUGCUUUCCCAGCUCUCUGCUACACGGAAGUUGUAAAAACUCUUUUCCUGGGAUCAGAAGCCUAAAUUUCCGAGCCCUGCCGGCGCUGGCACGGGAGGUGCCGGAGGGGCAGCACUGCUGGGUCACAGAGCCUGUCAGCACCUUCUGCCCAGGGGCCAAGGGGCUUUCUGGGUUUCCAAAGGCACCGCCGCUUCCUGCUGCCAAAUCAGCAGCUCUGGAAGCAGGGAGUGCAAACAGCUAAUGGAGAAACCGCUCACGGGCCGUUGGGGAAGAGGAUCACAGAGUGGUACCCGGCAGACAGGUUGUUGCAGCGUGUUGCCGUGUCAGAGCUGUCUCCUUUCCUUGGAUCCAGUCACCCAUUUGCACCAGCUGAAGAGCUGAUCAGGUCAUUUGUCCUGAGUGGCCAGAGAACAGCAGCUGUGAUCUGCUGAUAAUUUCCUGCUGCUUGUGCUAGCAAAAUGCUCCAGCUGGCUCCCUUGUAAAGACUGUUCACCACAUGUACCUCAUGGGAUAAGUUGCCGAUGUGAUGAUUUAUUAAAUAAUGGGAUGCUUCUGCAUUUCCAAAACGAAGAGCAGGAUGAACUUCACAUUCUGAAAUGUGAAUCAUUUCUGUAUUUUGAUACUGUUAAAAUUUUUUUGUUCAUUAGUAAUUUGAUCGGAGUCCAAAUAAUUUUCAUCAGUGCUCAGUUAGUAGUGUGAUAAUCAUCUACAGUGUAUUUGAUGUUUGCUAAUGAUGUCCUGUUCAUAUGUCCUGUUUGUUCAGUGCCUCAGAAGGGAACGCAACACAGACUGUGAAGACUGAAGUUAAUUUAGAUCAAAAGUAAAAAGAGCCCAAGCAUAAGGGCAUGAUGUAUUUUUCAUAUAUACAAAUAGUACAUGUGUUAAGUAGUUCCAUUUUUCUUGCAUAUUUCAAACAUAACAUUGAUACUGUUUGUCUUUGGUUGGCAAGUUCAAAGUGUUUAUAGCAACCGCAGUCCAGAAGUCGGUUCAGAGCAAGACCCGUGACUUACAGAACAGACAGAGAGAGAAGUUUAAAACCUGCUUAAAACUAGUGACAUGGCACUACCUCAGCUCUGGGGCGUCGGGUUGGAGCCACCAAGAAUGGGUUGAGUUUCAUUAGAUGCCACAGGGCUGAAGAUCUAGGGCAUCCCGAGUACUUCCAUGAGCCAAAGUUUUUUUCCAAAUGUGCCCUUUUCUCCUUGCUGAUCUGCUAAGCAACAGCCAGAGUGGUCCAUGCUGGAGUGCCCUUUGGGAAGAGCAGUCCUGACCAAGGCUUCCUCUGUUGGGCUGCUAUGUCUUCAGUGCCAGGCAGAGCAGAUCUGCCAUCCUAAUGGCUCUGGCCAAUGGCCUUAACUUAUUUUCCUGUUAUUUGUGUAUUUUUCAGAAGUACAGCUUUCAGUACUUCCAUUUCUUUCUAAAGGGCUUUUAAAUUGGUCAUGGAAAAGAUGAGCAGGCCUCUAAGUUUGAUAUGGACAUAAAGGCAAAAAUUAGAAAGCAGUAUUUGCACCAGAAAUAUCUUAUCUUGAAUAUCAAUUAACAUUCAAAGCCAAACACUAGAAAUAUUCUAAUCUGAAUUUGGAAUAUUGUUAAUAUCAUUUUUUUCAGGCAAGAUUCUGACUAAAUAUAACAGAGCUGGUGAACUUGGCUUAAAAGAGCUCUUUUUACAAGCUGUAGGUUAAAACACCUGCCUGCCAAAGCAGCUGUAAAAGCUCCCAUCAGCCAGACUGAACCCUGCCUGUCAUCUUUCCACCAACCUCUGUUUCCUAAUGAAUAUUUGCCCUAAAAAUACCCCCAAAAGAAAAUUCGUAACAUGUUACUAUUGCAAGUUUGACUAGUGUCUAAACUAUGUUUUUCUGUA